This is a messenger RNA of Symbiodinium necroappetens, 1719 nucleotides long. Lineage: Eukaryota; Dinophyceae; Suessiales; Symbiodiniaceae. The record is from the annotation of a GenBank genome assembly.
GCAGCUGAGCGAUUGAAGCGCCAGUUUCGGAAGCUGGACACGAACCGCGAUGGGCUGCUGGACAAGAGCGAGCUGCAUGCGCUACUGCAGAAGGGAAACCCGACUUUUACGGAAGAGGAAGUUUCAAUACUCUUCACCCAGAUCAGCAGGAACGAUGACAAGGUAACCUUCGACGAGUUUGUGGACUACGUCUACGAUAGGGAACUGAAGCAAUCGAAGAAAGAGCUCAGCUACUGGGAGAAGAAGGUGGAUGAGAUGAAGAAGAUCUCUGAAGCCCACAUGGCCGAGGUCGACCGCGUCUGCUUUCAUGGAGCGUUUCUCCACGAAGACCUGAACGGUCGCUUCUCCAAGGCCGACUGGAGCUUCAACGACCUUCCCGUCUACGAGCGAGGAUACCCCGAGGCCUACAUCUUCUACGGCUGGACGGAGGAUGGCAAGAAGCAAGGUUGGUUCGUGGCCUCCAGGGUUCCGAAGGCUGGGUCGGUUAAACGCUACAAGAUGUUCAAUCCUUCCAGCCAUGCAGCAGGACCGCACCUUUGCACCGCCAUCUGGCGGAACCCCUCUGGGAAGCUGGACAAGCGACUCUUCUGCAUGGCAGAAAAUCGCGAGGCCUGGGAUGAGACGGAGGAGGGCCGGUGCUUGGAUGUGGAGCUGUGGGACGGACAUGUGCCUGAGCAGUUCCAGGUAGACGAGUCCAUGCAUGAUGCGCUGGAGGACGAAUGGGAGCAUGAGUGGCAAGAGGAAGCCGGCGAGGGCGUGGAGGACUUCGGUGCCGAAGGGUACGAGCUGAUGUACGAGGGUGGUGAGGAGCCUGCGCCAGACGAAGACUUCGCCGAGGUGUGGCAAGAUCCAGACUUCCCAGCAGCCGAGAAGUCUGUUGGCAGCGCCGAGGGCUGGGACGACUGGCGGCGGGUGUCGCUGAUGCAUCCCCAGGCGCACCUUUUCUGCCGAGUCACCUCCGAUGAUGCCAUCAGCGAUGCCUUGAUCGGGAACUCCUGGUUCCUCUCAGCCAUGGCCUGCGUGGCUGAGUAUCCGGCAUGGAUCGUGUCGGCCUUCCGGCUGAACACCACGCUCACCGCCAACGGCGCUUACGCAGUUCGCUUCUACCACCCGGGGAAGCAGCGGUUCCAGUUCGUGGAGAUCGAUGACCGCAUCCCGACACUCAAGGGCGGCCCGAUGUCUGCCGGAGUCACCCCAGAGGGGGAGGUCUGGGUCGCUUUACUGGAGAAGGCCUUUGCAAAGUUCUGUGGCUCUUACAGGGCUGUGGAAGGUGGAUCUGUUGCCUAUGGACUGCUGCUCGGCUCAGUGUUGGAGGAGCUCACUGUUAUGCUCUUGAUUCUUGAUGCCGAGCUGACAAAGAAACUAGCUUUACCUCUGUGGUGGAGGGCUGGCGGAAAGCUUCGAAAGAUCUGCCGGCGCGACGCGGUGGAAGCACAUCUACACCAAAUGGCAUGGCAAGGACCAGGAGACUCUCGAUCGGAAGCUGGCAGAAGGUGUGGAGGAAGACGGUUUGGAGCUGGAUCAGGACUCGCUGUGGGUCGUGCUCCGGGAAUACAUGGAGUUCUGCUACCCAGUCGCAGCGACCGUCAUUCCCGAAACGAUCGAGGGCGCCGGGCUGAUGCCCAAGCUGGCCUACUCCGUGAUCGGCGCCCGAGAGGUGAAGCUGAAGCAAGGCCAGGUGAUCGAGUUAAUGAUUUACAAUUAACAAGCAAUACCUAG